UCAGUUGCAGCAGUCUUCUUGCUCCAGCAAGUCUAACAAUGGCUCUCUGUGCUCUGACCUACGUGGAGACCUCUUCUGCAUCUCCUCUGUCAUCCUGACCAGUCAAAGUCAAUAGCAGCAGGGAUAUCACUAUAUUGGUUAGGCUGUAAAAAAGCAACUCACUCAUGAGCCUCAAAACCACUGGCCCAUCCUAACACUCUGAUAUCCAGAAGAUUUUUGGAACAAUGGGGUUUAAAUGGCCAGGUUUUGCUUGGAGAAUGAAACAGAAACAACAUGUUUUACCUUGAGCUUUAAACAAAAAUUCUUAGAACACGAGUGUUUUGAGCGUGGAAAAAUGUUGAGCUUAGAAUAUUUUGCACAUUCUUAAUCUUGGACUACAGCUUUUCAAUGAGGAGGCUGCCUUAGUAAUAGUGGUUGAGUUCAUAAAAUCACUGCUUAGAACAGAUGCAGACCUAUGAAUCCCAAUGAGCAUUGGGCAGUCUUCAAACAAAUAUACAUUUUACUACUUUAUUCUAAUAAUGCCAGAUAUGAGCCAUCAAGAGCAAUUCUGAUCAUGGCAACAUAGAAAUAUGUUGAUAGAUAGACAGAUAGACAGAUAGAUAGAUAGAUAGAUAGAUAGAUAGAUAGAUAGAUAGAUAGAUAGACAGACAGACAGACAGACAGACAGACAGAUGCUACUCAAAUCAGAUGGUACUAUGAAGAUCUUCCAGGUUACUAAUUGUGUUUAUUGCAAGACUAAAUUAAAGCCUUUGGGAUGUCUAAUUGCUGAUAUUGCCAUGCAGGAAAGACAAUCUGAAGCUGCAAAGAGAGUAUUACAGUGGGAAUUUGGAACAUAAGAAAAUAAUGUUUAGGAUCAUACAGCACAGAUUAUAGACCUCUAUAGGAAAUGCCAGAUGAUCAUGCUGGGUUUAGAAAAGGUCAAGGAAAAAAGACAUUAUUCUGCUAUAAACUGGAUAAUUGAGAAAGCCAAAGAAUACCAACAGAAUAUGUGCUUCAAUAAUUCUAAGACUCUCAAUUAUAUCAAGCUGCAGAACGUGCUCAGAAUGGGAAUUUCAAAACACUGUAUUGUCCUCAUGCAUGUGCAUUGGUUUUGCAAAGUCCCACUGAACAUAGUGAAAAAAGCCUGACUCCUGGUUAGCAAAGGCUGCAUGUGUACUCUCUCCUUAUUUAUUCAGACCAUAUGCUGAAUAUAUAUUGAGGGAAGCAGACUGGAAAAAGAUGAGUCAGGUUUUGGAACUGGAAGAAGAAUCAACAUGUGCUGUGCUGAUGACAUUACUCUGAGGGCUGAAAAUGCAAAUAAUCUGCAAACUCUGGUGAUAAAAGACAAGGAGCAAGGUGAAAAAAAUUAAAUAUAAUUAAGAUUAAAUUAAUUGCAAUAAGUACAGCAAUCAGUCUUAGAAUUGAGAAUACAGAUAUUCAAACAGAAGAUAGAUUUUGCCUUUUAACUAUCUACUAUUGAGACUAAAGGAAGAAAAGGGCCACAGACUAGGACUUGGUACAGUAGUGAUGAAGGACUUACAGGCCCUUGGAUGCCAAAUUCAGGCUACAAAAAUCAGAAUCAUGAACUCAAUGUUUUUUCUUGUGACAGUCAAUGGAAGGAAAAAACUGAACUUUGAAGAAAGAGGAUAGGAAAAGUAUUAAAGGUAUUAAAUUUCAGUUUUGUAAAAGACUCCUGAAAAUACCAUGGCUGGCCAAGAAAACAAAAAAUAGAUCAUUGAACAAAUCAACCCAUAGUUCUCAUUUGAUGCACAACCAAAUGACCAGGCUUAAAUUAUAAUCUUUUGGACACAAUAUGUGAAGACCUGGCUCUUUAGAGAAGUCGACAAUGUUGAGAAAAGUAGGAAAGAAAAAAGAAGAUACAUAACAACAAGGCAUAUAGAUAAGUGGUUAUGGGUGCACCAUUGGAAGAUCAGAAGGACCAGUUGCUGACAAGAUUGUCAAGGAGAAAUCUGUCUAUGUUGUCAUUAAAGUCAACACCACCUUGACAGCAUAUAGCCAAUUUUGAGGGCUUUGAGCGAAGAUUGUUUUAAGAGGCAAUGGGAUGAACUAAUCCCUAGGAGGGUCAAGUUCAGAUGUACCAUCUGUCAUGGUACUUUCUGCCAAGAUAUUUUACACACACACACACACACUGACACACAAAAACAUCAAAUUUAGAAGCCACCCAAUUCACUGACAGGCAAUUCUAGGUGGCAUAAAAGUUAAACAUGAAAACCGUAUACUAUACAUAAAUGUAUAUAACCUGUAUAUAAAACUUCCCUAUAAGAUUAUGGAAGUGGCCUGCCAUUCCCGCCUUCCUAGGGUUGAGAGAGAUUGACUGGCCUAAGAUCUUCCAGCUGGCUCAUGCCUAAGGAGGGCCUAGAACUAAAAAUCUUUCAGAUUGUAUCCUGGUGCCUUAAACACUAGGGCUGGGCUAAACUGAUUCUCUUAAUUCUCUCUGCGAGCCUCAAAGUUUGCCAGGACAGAUUUGCUGUUUCAUUUCCAAUUCUUUAACACCAGCAAGACCGAUCAGCAGCCAAUGAGCAAAUUAAGUUUGGAAAAGCGGCGAUAUGAGAGCAGAGCUCAGGACUGGACCUAUGCGACCCCUAACCACCACCACCAUUCCCGGUCCUUCAGCUCCUGCUUUCACUCUUCAUUUUAUUCUCUCCUUUAAUCUAACUUUAGUGGCUACUGUUACUCCAAAAGCCAAGACGGGUCACUUCGAGUCGCCUAACUCUGGACUUUGCGGCUCAGACUGCCGGCCCCCCCCCCCUCCCGUCUCUGCCUCGCCAGUUAUUUGCGCCUUCCCAAAAUGACAAGCCUCCCCACGGGAGGCGAGCAAAGCCAAAGGCCAAGAAAGGACGGCCAAGUCCCGGAAGUCUCCUCGACGGAUCCCGACGACCGAGGCGGGAGAAAAAAGUAAGCGCCACAGCCGGUGGGGGGGGGGGGGUAUGGCGGCGGUUGCAUGAGGGCAAGGGCUUGCGUGAGCUCCGCCCGACGGCCUCUCCCCGUGCCCGCCCAUGCUGCUUCCGCCUGGGCUGCGGAGCGCCAUGCGGCCGACAGUUGAGGCCGUCCUCUUCCUUUUCCUCCUCCUCCUCCUCCUCUCCCUGGGCGGCCGUCGGAGCCCGCGGUGAUGAGAAGAAGCGGCAGCGCUUGAGUGCAGCGGCGACCGGCGUGGGGAGCUGAGCCGAAUUGCGCGCCCUGUCCCGAGAGCUCCGGCGGAGGAGAGAAGAUGCUGCUGUCGUUGGUGCUGCACACUUACUCCAUGCGCUACGUGCUGCCCGCCGCCGUGAUGAUGGGCACCGCGCCGACCUACAUCCUGGCCUGGGGGGCCUGGCGGUUGCUCUCGACCCUGCUGCCCGCCCGCUUCUACCACCAGGUGGACGACCGGCUCUACACCAUCUACCAGAGCAUGGUGCUCUUCUUCUUCGAGAACUACACCGGCGUGCAGAUAAUUCUGUAUGGUGAUUUGCCCAAAAGUAAAGAGAAUGUGGUAUAUAUAUCAAAUCAUCAAAGCACAGUUGAUUGGAUUAUAGCAAAUAUGUUGGCCAUCAGGCAAAAUGCUCUUGGACAUAUUCGAUAUGUUUUGAAAGACGGAUUAAAAUGGCUUCCUUUGUACGGGUGGUAUUUUUCUCAGCAUGGUGGAGUGUAUGUGAAACGAAGUGCCAGAUUUAAUGAAAAGAAAAUGAGGAACAAGUUGCAUAUCCAGAUGAAAGCAAAAACUCCAAUGUACCUUGUGAUUUUUCCAGAAGGAACACGUUACAAUCCAGAGCUGCCCAAAGUCAUUGCAGAUAGUCAGUCAUAUGCUGAUAAGGAAGACUUUCUUUGUAAGGAGUGCCCAAGAAUUCAUAUCCAUAUUGAACGAAUUGAGUUAAAAGACAUUCCAGAAGAACAAAUGUUUAUGAGAAGAUGGCUUCACGAACGUUUUGAAGUCAAGGACAAAUUGCUAAUAGAAUUUUAUGAUGCAAAAGAUUCUCAAAGAAGAAAUAGGUUCCCAGGGAAAAGUGUUCACUCCAAACUAAGUCUCCAGAAAACAUUGCCAUCCUUAUUGUUUUUAAGUGGCUUGACCGCCAGCAUGCUACUGACAGAGUCUGGAAGGAAACUUUACAUGAAAACAUGGAUAUAUGGGAGCUUAUUAGGCUGUCUCUGGGUCAGUAUUAAGGCGUAAAAACUCUGCACUUUCAUUCAGUGGGCUUUUCUCUCUUGCUUUGCACAUCACUUAAAUUCUUUCCUAAAUUUAUAUUAAAAUUUUAAAUAAAGUCUUAUCCAUUGAAUAUUGUAUCAACACGCUCUGUUAAUCUAAUUCUGUUGUCGUGGUUAUGACAAAAAGGUAAAUUAUAUUUCUGAUUUUGGGAGAAGAACAAAGGAGAUAACAAAGGCUUAGCAUAUUUUGCUUCCAUUUUUCUACAUCUACCUACAUAUAACAUACACUCUGUAUGUUUAUACUGGUUCAAAUGGACCAGUGAACGGAUUUUCUAGCAUUAUUUUAGAUGAAAGUAUUUAUUUCUGACAAGGUUUUCUGCUUUUUAGUUUAUUACAAAAGCUCUUACAUCAUAAACUAAAAACCAAGCUGAUUUCUAUUGGUACCUUCUUCUCUAUUUGAAUCUAGAUACAUUUUUUCAGUUUUGAAAAGAAGUUGCUCAAGCACAGCCUGUAAAAAAAAGCAGGUGAAAAACUCUUUAUGGAAAGAUGAGUUUAAUAAGUGAAGGAAGCUUUGAUUCUGUUAUGUGGCUAGUUAACUUCAGUUUUAUAAUCUUUUUUUAAUCCACAAAGUGUAGUUUUUAUUUAAACACCUUGUAUUUGUACAUGAAUAAUUAUAUAUUCAAAAUAGAUAAUGCAUGACCUGAGGCUCAUUCAGUUAUAAAUUACCUUUGCCAAAUUUCUAGAACACUUAAGCUAAACUGCCAGUUAAGAAACACCAGAAAAGUUCAUGGAUAUCCCAAGUUCCUGUUUAGCUAGGCUGCUUCAUGUACAAUGAUUUGCCUAUAAAGGUCUCUUCAGGUUAAGGAGAAAAAUAUAUAAUCCAGCUUGUGAAUAUACCAGCUGUGAAACAACAAUUAGAGAUGGAAAAUGUUAUUUGUGAAAUGAGAAUGAACUGAAGUAAGCAAUGCUGCUGUGCAAUCAAAAGUACAUUUUAUGGAAAUGAGGAAUAUUUGUAUGUUCUUGCCAAAAUACAAAAUAUGUGCCUUUGUUUGACAUGAUUCUGAAUUGCAGUCUAAUUAUUAUGAUUUAGACUUAUUUUUGGAUAAUUUGAAUGUUUUUACACUAGAUGUGUGCUUCUGAUGAACAGGAGAUUGAGAUUGGGUUUUUGAGCUCUGAUUUGAAAUAUAGAAAAUAUUCUGUUAAUAUUUUACCUGCAUGAGCAUAUUUUUGUCACUGUUUGGAGACAUACCAGUAUACAAUUUCAUAAAAUUUAGCAUCUGUCUAUUCUGUAUCUAAUAGGAAAAGGGAUGCUAUUUUAUACUUGUUGUUUUAUACAACAAAAGACAACUGUCAUGAUUCCAAUAUUAAAAUAAAAAACAUGAAAAGCUUUUUAAAAUCUUUCUGAACUUCUCAUAUCCAGUUUUUGCUCAAAGUGUUUGAUACAAAAGGAUCUAAAAUGAUCAGGUUUGUUUUUUUAAUAAUAUUAAAUAUAUUUUACUCCUGUACGUAAAGAAAAAUUAAUUGUUCUUUAUAUUUGUCCUAAAAUUAUAUAAUGUAUUUAUUAUUCUAUAGAUGAUAAUUUUCAUCUGCUUCACUGUUUGACUUUUUGUUCUCAGGUUAGUGGAAAAAUCUAGUAACAAAUUUUAUAGAAGGAAAGUUUAGAAUAUUUAGAGUGAUGUUUUGUGCCAUGUCAAAACAAGCAUAUUUCAGAUGGCUACAAACUUCUCUUGACUGUGUUUAGCUCUUAACAUAAAGAUCCAGAAACCUAAAACCAAUAUUCCUGUCUUCAUCUGUUUUGGUUUAAUAAGGCAGUUAGUUGCAAAUUUAAAAUUAUAAAUUUCAGGUCAAAAAUUCUCAGGAGCCAGUUCACUUGAGCCUCUUGCAAUGAUCUGCCCACAGUUUCUACAGUUCCUUUGAUUAAAACAAAGGCAUAUUUAAAAAGUCAGUUAUAUAUGGAGCGAAAGUAGUCUUGUGUUCUGGUUGUUUAAUUUUAUUAUUUCAGUUUCUUAUAUUCCUCUUGCUACUUCAGUAGCUAGUUUUUAUUUCAGUUGAAGAAAAUGGCUGCAUGAUCCCAGAGAUUUAGGAAACAAUUAUGUGGUGUGGUGCAAUUCAGAUGGCAACAUUUGUUGCAAAGGAGUACCAAAGUCGCUAUUGGUUGUUUUAUUUUGUUUUAGGUUGGAAUCCUCUUAAGAAAUUUGCCAGGUUCUCUUGUCAGUUUUAAGGGAGCAAUCUCUUAUGAAAAUGUCACAUUAUGGAAAAAGUGAGGUGUUUGUGGCAGGAUUAAAUUAAAACAUACAUUUCCAUGGAACCAUCUUUCAAAAGAUCACUUUUUUGUUUCUGAACAUAUAUAAUUACAAAUAUGAUUUGUGAAACUGGAAUAUUCAUAAAUAACUGCUAUUCUAUGUCCAUAUUCUGUAACACCCAUCCCAACAUCUGCCCACUGACACGCCAUAAUGUCCGUCUGUUACCACUCUCUAGCCCUCGCCUAUGGCAUCCACACACCUGAUUACAUUCCAUAAUGCCCAACCGUAGCACCCAUUUACCCAUAUUAUGUAGUGCCCACUCAUGGCACUAAGCCGCACAUCUGCCUGCCAAUUGAUAGCUCUCAUUUACUAGCCUGCUUGUGCCUUUUUCCAUAUCGUGGUCACAUCACAUCCUCUCACUUAACAACCUUAGAGUUCUCACUUAAUAUUAGCAACAGGGACUGCUGGAAUUGCUGUUGCUAAGAAAUGUGGGCACAUGACAUAGCACUUUAUAAUUGCAUUACUUAGUGAUGAAAAUUCCAGUCCCAAUUGCUGUCAUAACUUGAGAACUACCUGUAUAGAACAAAACGAUUUAAAAGUAGAAAAGGAAGACCAGAUAUGAAAAUAUAAGCAAAAAGAAUAGAAUAUUACGGUACAUCAUUGUUACCAAUAUAAACUGUCUAUAAGCUACGAAGCAGGCUGUCAUUAGUCUUUAGUACUUAACACUGUGACAUAAAACUAAGAUUCUAAGGAACGUGGGCAAAAAGUGAGAUCUCUCUAUCUAGAUAUGCACUUAUUCAGAGUUAUUCAAGGGUUAACCACAGUUCUACAUUAAGGAAUGUGAGAUUUAGAAAACUUUGAUUUUAUCCUCCUGUCAGCAUAACCAAAUCUGGCAAACUCCAGGAAGGUAGAAUCCAUUUGAUCAGAAAGAAGAGUCUAAAUAUAAAAGGUAUCAGAAUGAGUUGGAUACUUUAUGCCUAAGGAUUCUAAUAUUCUUAUAAAAACAUUAAUAUAAUAUAGUAAAAUGUAUCUGCCUUCCAGAGUAGCUGAUUAGCACAUUUAAUCGAGCCAGUGUUGAAGUUUUCCACAAUUUGGAUACUGCGAUAUAAUUUAAAUGUCUUGUUGGUCUGAGAAUAUAAGGUUGCCUGCACAGGAAAACAUUGUGGGCAGGACAGACUGGUCUUGUCAUUUUCAUGUCCAGAAUGUAUGUUGUGUCAGAAUUCCCCUGGCUUGUUCAUAUUCCAAGGGCAAGAGUCUCUUGAAAAAAGCCAUAAAAGUUCCAUUUAUCUAGGAAGCAUCCUUUUCAUCUAGCAUUACAAUUAUCUGCUAGUGAUAGGGAGCUCAGUCCUAAGGAGAAAAAUAAAAUUCAGCCAAUACAUGAAAAUUAGCCAGAUCUUCAGCUCCAUCUUAAUUGAACCCAUGGAGGGUUUUUCUUAAUAAUUUAGAUUGCAUAAUUUCUUGCAUGAUACUUUUUAUACUUAAGUAAUUGUCACAAGGACCAAACUGCAUGCCAUGCAAGAACUGGACACAUGCUUGAGCAAUAAAUACCUUUUGGGGUGUGUGGAAUAAAUAAGGCUUCUCUUAUUCAAACUUAUGUCUAGAAGUCUUGACAAAAUGCUCCUACUGACUGCCCAUGCAAUGGAUUAUCAGUGCUACCCAACAAUGCAAUCUCUCAAUAGCUAGGACCUUCUAUUUUACAUGCAUCCAGAUUAGCCACACUCCAAAAUAAAAUCUGUGAUUGACAGACAUAUUGGGUACAAUCAAACAUUUGUUGGUUUAAAUGUUGACACAUAGCACAGAGAGAUGUGCUGCAUUGGAGGAUCAGAAUAGGUAGCCAUCUCCACACUGCUAUGGCUUUUGUGCCUAUGAUUGUGCAGACAUGCAUCGAGUGAACUUUAUAAAUUACAGGUAGUUCUCAGCCACCAUAUCAAUAAUAUUGAUAGUCUUUCUGUUAUAUCAAUAGCCAAAUAAGAAACAAAGCAAAAAGAUAGUGGUGAUAUGUUUGCAAAUCUGGGGUCAUACUGUCUUUCCAAUAUCAAAAGUUGGAUUUUGGGUUAUCCCAUGCCCAAUAAAACUAUAACUCAUAAUAAGUUCCAAAUUGGCAAAAUGUAUUCACAAAUAGACCAUUAUCCAUAAAUCGUACUGGUCAUGUUACUACCAUGUUAACAAAGCAGAGACCAGAGUGAGAAUAUUGAUACAAUAUUUUGGAAAUACGCCUUAAAAUGUUCCCAAUAACUAAUAAAACUACACUAGGUUCUUCACAUUUAUGAGCCUUGACAACCAUUGUUUAUUAUAAUAAACCAAAAAUCCUGGUUUACAAUUUUGUGAUAAUAUGGUCAUGUUCUAUAUCUAUCCCAAUUUUUUAAAAAGCAAAUGCUGAAUGUGUAGUAACUUUUCAUUAAAAUAAAAAAUGGUAAUAUAAUAAGUUCUGGUCAGUUUCUGCAUAUAAAUUAGGAUGGGCUUUUAUACAAAACUAUGCAAUAUUUUAUGCUUUUGAGUGACAUCUAAAUGGUAUGAAAUAUUUUUUUCUAUCAGCAUUGUUAACAUCUUGUUUUGAAACUGCUGUUUCACUUGAACUGAUAUUUGUAUACUUAUUUCUAUUUACUUGCAUGAUACUUUUUAUACUUUAGGUGCAUUGUGGUUUUUCUAUUUUUUUAAAACAGUACAUGUUCAUAUAUAAGGGAAAAAAUGGAAAUAUGACUGUAUUGUUGUUUGCUGUCUUAGUGUGGAAUAAGAUAGUAUUGUUUAAAUAAACAAGUAAACCAA
Molecule: messenger RNA, 9128 nt
Organism: Crotalus tigris (Tiger rattlesnake)
Lineage: Eukaryota; Metazoa; Chordata; Lepidosauria; Squamata; Viperidae
Gene: AGPAT5
Product: 1-acylglycerol-3-phosphate O-acyltransferase 5
Exons: 7
Coding region: 3209-4144 (311 amino acids)
Cellular component (GO): mitochondrion; endomembrane system
Molecular function (GO): acyltransferase activity
Source: RefSeq, a predicted model, not a curated record